Molecule: messenger RNA, 2412 nt
Organism: Verticillium dahliae VdLs.17
Lineage: Eukaryota; Fungi; Ascomycota; Sordariomycetes; Glomerellales; Plectosphaerellaceae
Product: tyrosine-protein phosphatase pmp1
Exons: 1
Coding region: 1-2412 (803 amino acids)
Biological process (GO): protein dephosphorylation; negative regulation of MAPK cascade
Cellular component (GO): nucleus; cytoplasm; cytosol
Molecular function (GO): protein tyrosine/threonine phosphatase activity; MAP kinase tyrosine/serine/threonine phosphatase activity
Source: RefSeq, a predicted model, not a curated record
AUGCCUUCGGCCGCAGCCAGGCGGUUUUACGAGGAUCAGAUACCACCCUUCAUGGCCGUCUUUGACCUGGACGCGGAGACCAUGGCAGACCGUGACACGGUCACGGUCGUCAACCCCAAGAUGAUCGAGAUGGAGACUUCGUGCGCUCCAUCGCUCGGAAACCCCAUGCCUUCGCAACAUCUACGUCCCGCCACAAUACCUUCCGAUUCAAUCCACCACAAGCACCACGACAGCACAUCGACACAGGCCUCCGAAUCAGCAGAGUCGUCGCCGACGACGACUCUGUCCAUAACCGACUCGUCUUCCUUGUCUGACCCCUCGCCGUCUUCCUCUCCCGAUUCGCCCAUCAAUCUCAUACCUUUAUCGUCCUUCCCCGCAACAUCCUUCGGCGCUCUACCGCCCCUGAACACUCUCACCAUUCCAGAAAGCUUAAGUGCUCUGAGCACAGGCCGACCCAUGACAUCUCCUGCCCCCCGUCGCCCCAAAAACAUGAAGGGCCUAUCCAUUCAGCCACCCAGCAUCAACACGGGCGUCGUCAACACGACGAACCACAUCACGUCCGAACCUGCCUCGCCGUCCUUUAUCAAGCCUACGAUACCCGGAAUGAAGAGGAAACCUAGCCAGCUCAGCCUCAAGACGAACUCGAACGAUCUCAUCGCGAGAACCACUCUGGAAGUCCCUAGCACGCCCGCUCUGCCACCCAUCUUGCAACGACGCGCAUUAAAACACUCGACCUCAUCACCCCAUAUGCUGACGGGACUCAAGUCAGCGUCAUUAGGACCCAUCGGAGGCAUGAGUUUCCCCAAGGUUCUUGAGCGCAACGAGUCAGGGCUUUCCGAGCUUCUGAGGCCAACGAGGACGGGCGUUGGCGCGACCUUUGAGGCACCCAUCACUGAGGAGGAAUCGCCAAUUCGAACUCAAAUGGCCAACCGAGCCGCCAUGGAUGCCGAGCCCUUCCAUGAGAUCGAACAAAACGAAGACCAAAAGACACCCGGGUACCCUGACGGCCCCAUCGCUAUCUAUGACGACAAUGUCUUCCUGUAUCUCGAGCCAUCUGCGGAUGAGGCAGCGAAGUUCGACACGGUCAUCAAUGUUGCACGUGAAGUCAUCAAUCCAUUCAGCGCUGCACACAAAGCGGACCACGAGAUGACCGACAGGCCCAUGGAGGCUGCCGACGACAGCCCCAUUCCCGAUACCGCGGUGACCAGCGCCAGUUUUGCGACAGCAUUUGAGUUCCAACCUUCAGACGAUCGCCUCAUGGAUACUCCAACGACGCCGCGGGCCGCCGGAUUUCCCCAGAAGCAGCCUGAGUACAUACACAUGCUCUGGGACCACAAUACGGACAUCGCAAAAGACCUCAUGCAGCUCUGCGAGACGAUCGAGUCGAGGACGAGGGAGGGCAAGAAGGUCCUGAUUCACUGUCAGCAGGGCGCGAGUCGUUCCGCCAGUCUCAUCAUCGCCUACGGACUGUACAAGAAGCCCGAGCUCAGUGUCAACGAUGCUUACUAUGCCGCUCAGGCGAAGAGCAAGUGGAUCAGUCCCAACAUGAAGCUAAUGUACUGCCUGCAAGAUUUCCAGAAGGAGGUGUCUGCGAGAAAGCCUGCGCCUGGUUCCGCAUUCCGUCCUCGCUCCGGCAAGAGCCCAACCAAGCAUCGACUGACCCUCUCCGCCGACGCCAUCGAGAGUCCAGCAAAGGAGGCACGGACCGCUCCCAGGACCGCUCCUCUUCCCAACGAGCAGGAGAAGAACUCAAUGGGCGGCGUCGCUGGUAAUGGCAGCCCAAGGAGGGCGCGCAGAUUCUCGAACCCCAGCAACAACCGGCCGAACCCUAUCAAGGCGUACUCGGCCCCCGCAAGCUUUUGCUGCUCACCAGCAGCAGAGAAACAGGACUUUGGCAAGCCUGCCCACUUCGAUUUCGAUCGCUUACUGCCAUCAAUUAACCAGCCUACAAUCUUUGGUCGCGAUGUCUCGAACGAUAAGCCGCAAAGCACGAUGAUGAAGCCCCCGCCUUCUCCUGGGUUCGGUAGCCAUCGAUUCGGAUCGCAGGCUGGGUUUGCCUUUGCGAGUCUCAAUCUAGGCUCCUCGCCCGAGCUUAGGCCAAUGGGCCCGCCAGCGCCAAUCGAACACGAGGUAACACCACUCGGCGCUUUUCCAGAGGACGAUGCCCUCAUGUCGCCUCGGGCUGAGACGAUGACCAACAACCCGCUGCAUGAGCCAUGCCACAAUAUUGCGGGCAUGCAAUUUGUCGAGGUGCCACCAACACCAUGCGACGGUCUCUUCUCGCCGCGGGAAACCAUGUUCCCGCGUGACCCUCACUUUCCGUUCGCUCGCCCGCCGCAAGUUGCCGACCCUAGGAGCCCGCCGACGAAGGGCGAAACACCCAUCGUUCGGUCCAUCGACGAAAUCCUUUGA